Molecule: messenger RNA, 255 nt
Organism: Lodderomyces parapsilosis
Lineage: Eukaryota; Fungi; Ascomycota; Pichiomycetes; Serinales; Debaryomycetaceae
Exons: 1
Coding region: 1-255 (84 amino acids)
Biological process (GO): mitochondrial outer membrane translocase complex assembly; protein insertion into mitochondrial outer membrane
Cellular component (GO): mitochondrial outer membrane
Source: RefSeq, a predicted model, not a curated record
AUGUCUACUGAACAAUACAACAUAACUGAUGACGAUGCUUAUCUAGACUACGACUCCGACUACGCCUCCUCGUCUGGUGAUGACUCUUUGCUACUGGAGUAUGACGCUCUCUCCGCGCAACAACAAUGGGAAGAAAGCAUGAAUCAAAUACAAAUGGUGUUGGGAUUGGUAUUGUUCCCAUUGGUAGGAAAAUUACUAGGAAGGCGGUUCAGCAAACUUAUUUGGAGGCGAUUUGCUGACUGGUGGUGGACGUAA